AUGGCCGGAAAGAAAUCAUCAAAGAAAAAGGAUCCAAAUGCCCCAAAGAGGCCAAAGACUGGUUUCUUCUUGUUCUGUGACGAACGUAGAGAAAAAGUAAAGGCCACCUUGGGUGAAGGUGAAAAGAAGAGUGCUAGUGAAGUUUCAAAACUCUUGGGUGAAGAAUGGGGCAAGUUGACCGACAGUGAAAAGGACAAGUAUAAUUCUGUAUCUAAGAAGAAUAUGGAAGUCUACAAGAAGCAAUUCGAAGAAUACAAGAAGAAUAAGCCAGAAUCCUCUGAUGAAUCCGAAUCAUCUGAUGAUGAAGGUGCCAAGAAGAAGAAAAAGAAGAGAAAGGCCAAGAAGGACGAAAAUGCUCCAAAGAGACCUCUCUCAUCCUAUAUGCUCUUCUCUCAAACAUACAGAAAGAGUCUUGUUGCUGAAAAUCCAACCUUGAAGGUUACUGAAGUUGCCAAACUCGUCGGUGAAAAGUGGGGAAAGAUGAACGAUGCUGAAAAGGCUCCAUACGUCAACAAGGCUGCUGAACUUAAGGCUGCCUACAAUAUCGAAAAGAGCAAGUAUGAUGCUACUCAACCACCUCCACCAAAGAAGAAGACUAAGAAGGAGGAAUCUGAAGAUGAUUCUGAUGAAGACUCUGAAAGCGAGUAA
Naegleria gruberi is the source of this 648-nucleotide messenger RNA. RefSeq lists its product as uncharacterized. Lineage: Eukaryota; Heterolobosea; Eutetramitea; Acrasida; Naegleriidae. The record is from RefSeq and is a predicted model, not a curated record. The coding region runs from base 1 to 648 and encodes 215 amino acids. The transcript has a single exon.